This is a messenger RNA of Argentina anserina (silverweed cinquefoil), 1405 nucleotides long. Its product is annotated as (S)-scoulerine 9-O-methyltransferase-like. Gene Ontology annotation, biological process: methylation. The record is from RefSeq and is a predicted model, not a curated record. Lineage: Eukaryota; Viridiplantae; Streptophyta; Magnoliopsida; Rosales; Rosaceae. The transcript has 3 exons. Bases 185 to 1291 code for a protein of 368 amino acids. Gene Ontology annotation, molecular function: protein dimerization activity; S-adenosylmethionine-dependent methyltransferase activity; O-methyltransferase activity.
AUGCAACGUUGGCAUAUCGAUGCACCAAAUUAGCAGUGAUAUUCAAGAGAAUCAAUUCAUAGCAUAUGGUUCAUGGUCCGGACGGCUUAUAUAAGAGGAUAGGCACUGAACUCCUGCAUCGAUCAAAAGCUAAAAUAAGCUUAGCUAGUUAGAAGCCUAGUACAACCAAUUCAAGAAAACCAACAUGGAAAACCAUGGAAGUUUAGAAAAUCAUACUUCAGCUUGGGGUUUGGCAAAUUCUAUAACCUUUCAAAUGACUCUGAGAGCAGCAAUAGAGCUCAACGUGUUUAACAUCAUUGCCAAAGCAGGUCGCGGAGCUCAUCUUACAUCUAAAGAAAUUGUUUCUCAAAUCCCCAACACAAAUCCCAGUUUAGCAGGUCAGAAUUUGGAGCGAAUGCUCAAACUACUCAGUGUUCACUCUCUUUUAUCCACAUCUCUAAAACCAAACCCUAUCGACAAGACAAAGCAAGAAACCAGUUAUGGACUAACAAAGGAAGCACUUUGUCUACUGCCGAAUGAAGAUGGAGUUUCUUUUGCUCCUAAUGUCCUGUGGGGCUCUGAAAUGCUCUUUGUGAAGAGCUACUCCAAGCUCAAGUACACGGUUCUUGAACCUGAGAGUUCUCCCUUUCUGAAAGCCCAUGGAAAAUCCAUGUAUGAAUACAUGUCUAACAGACCGGAGCUGUGCCAAUUGUUUGACAAGGUAAUGGGAAUAAAUUCUUACCUGUAUUUUGAUGAUAAGGUGUUCGAGGUUUACAAAGGUUUCGAAGAGGUCAAGGAGCUGAUGGAUGUUGGAGGUGGUGAUGGAACUGCGAUUGCCAAGAUAGUGUCUAAGUAUCCUCAUAUCCGCGGAAUUAACUUCAAUUUGCCAAGUGCUAUAGCUCAAGCUCCUAACUUGGAAGGUGUGGAACAUGUAAGUGGAGAUAUGUUUGAAUUAAUACCAAAUACAGAGUCAGUCAUGCUGAUGUUAGUACUCCAUAAUUGGGAUGAUGAAAACUGUAAGAAGAUAUUGAGAAACUGCUGGGAGGCAAUACCAGAUGAUGGGAAGGUAAUAGUUAUUGAGCAUUUUGUAAUGCCUGAGCUAGUUGAGGAUACCCCAGAAAUGAAGCGCGUACUGUACGUUGAUGUAACCAUGAUGGCCUUAUGUCCUGGUGGUAAGGAGCGAACAACUGCUGAAUUUGAUGCUCUAGCCAAAUCCGUAGGUUUUGUGGAAACAAAGUUCUUCCCACUUCCUCAUGGGAGUUAUGUUAUCGAGUUUCUCAAGGGUGGGAGCCCCGAAGCAAUCGUUGAAUAAGUAGUGGAUGCCAUUGUGUUGUCGAUCUAUCACAUUUCCUUACUAUAUCUUUUCCUGUGUACGUGACUUUUGUUUUAUGUUUUCAGUGUACGUGCUCUUUAAUUCGGUUCUGUA